Saxophila tyrrhenica is the source of this 1797-nucleotide messenger RNA. RefSeq lists its product as uncharacterized. Gene Ontology annotation, cellular component: plasma membrane. Lineage: Eukaryota; Fungi; Ascomycota; Dothideomycetes; Mycosphaerellales; Extremaceae. Gene Ontology annotation, biological process: intracellular iron ion homeostasis; copper ion import; iron ion transport. The transcript has a single exon. The coding region runs from base 1 to 1797 and encodes 598 amino acids. Gene Ontology annotation, molecular function: ferric-chelate reductase activity. The record is from RefSeq and is a predicted model, not a curated record.
AUGCGCUGGCCAUACCACUUCAUCGACCUCACGGACGCUCAAAAGCAUCAACGGCGAGAGCUACUCGACAAACAUGCCAACAUAGCACAAUUCUCGGCCAUCGUCCCACUGCUUGUCAUCCAGCUUUGGUCGGGCUUCUCGUGGCUGAGAAAAACAUGGCAAAACCACAACGACUUGGAUCUGCCCAGCUCGCCGUAUCGGAAGGACGUUUCGGCACGCUCUCCAAGAGGUCUUGAUCAUGCCAGAGUCCUUUUACGAAAGGUACGGUGGUGGCUCGGCGAAGAGCAGCGGCUCGGUGACAUCGUGGGUACCAGAGGACAGGUCAUAUUUGCCUUGAGCUGGAUGGUGUGGCUUUUCUGGCUCUGCUUCGCGGAGACAGGAGACGGUAAGCUCAACAUCAUGCACCACAAGUACAACAUCAUGCUGAAAAACUCAGACUAUCUCCACGUCACGAAACGCUUCGGCAUAAUCGCAUCCUCCCAACUCCCCUUCCACUAUCUCCUGGCCCUCAAGUCACCCUACUCGCCACUCCAACUCUUGACCAGGAAAAGCCAUGAAACGCUCAACGUCUACCACCAGUUCCUCGGAAAGGCCAUCGCCUUCCUGCUCUACAUCCACGCAGUCCUCUACCUCAAUUUCUACGUCCAAAAGAGCCUCCUCAUCUCCAAAAUCCAGGAACUCUACGUCCUCUGCGGCAUCAUCGGCGUCGUGGCCUUCAAAAUCGUCACCAUCCCGCCGUUCAAACACAGAAAAUACCGGUUCUGGUACCUCACGCACAUCCUCAUCUCAAGCCUCCUCCUCCCCCUCCUCUUCUUCCACGUCUCCCACCUCCGAGUCUACCUCUACGAAGCCGGCCUCAUCUACGCCGUCCACGCCUUCCUCCGCUACAGAGCUUUGAAGAUUGUCACAGCAACCCUCCGGCACAUCCCAACCACCUCCUCCUCGACCGACCUCCUCGAAAUAACCAUCCCCACCUCCCCACCCCUGCAAUCUUAUAAAACGGCACAACACACCUACCUCUCCCUCCCCCACCACCCGCUCUCCCGCAACUUGAACAGCAACCCCUUCACCCUCGCCUCCCUCCCCCACUCCGACGGGCAUCUACGCUUCUUAGUACGGAUCUACGCCGGAAACACCGCCGCUCUACUCGCUUCCACCACUUCCUCAUCAGGAGGACAACUGGACCUCACGCUCGAAGGACCCUACGGCACAUCUACGCACCCUGAUACCUUGCUCGGAUACGAUAGGGUGCUCUUCGUAGCCGGCGGCGUGGGAGCAGCGUUCAUCGUGCCGUUGUACAGACAGCUGCUGGAAGAUCUGAGUCCGAGCGCUGGAAGCCAUAGGCGCAGCAAAGUGAAGUUCGUCUGGGCUGUGCGGAGCGCAGAAGAAACUACGUGGGCCUUACCAUCAGGCGAGAAGGAACGGCAAGGCUUCGUCGAGCGAAUGGAGAUGUACGUCACCGCCGGCGGCGGCGGCACUGACCUGCAAGGCGCGAAUGGCGCACCAGUAUCCCCACGAACAAGCGAGGACGUCGAAGCUAUCGAGCUGCAAGAACGCAGCACGCUCCUGACCUCCCGAACCGAGCCCUCCAGCGGAGACCAGUUCCACUACCGCGCCGGCCGUCCAGACCUUCCCACAAUAGUCCACGAGACGUUUUCGCACUCUUCUACCGAGCGCGUGGCGGUGAUGGUUUGUGGGCCUAAGAGUUUGAGUCGGGACUUACGCAGGGAAGUGGGGAAUUGGGUGGUGGGACGGGGGAGGGAAGUUUGGUGGUGGGAGGAACGGUUUGGGUGGUGA